AUGCCCCAACGCCAUGUCCUGCAGAUGUCCACCAGCCAGGCCACCUACGGCGUCUGUGUCUUGGGUACCGAGAUCUUCCUUGACACCCGCCGAUCUACCCCCAAAGAGGCCACGUCCUUUGAUGUCUACGCCACCUCCGCGGUCACGGUCCACGUCAUCCACAACCCCACAACAAGACCCAUGAUUAACUCCAAGUGGCCCCUGGAUCGUGAUAUAGAGAUUACAGUUACCAUUGAUGUCACCAGCACAGCUGUCAAUGACAAUAAGGUGAAGAUUUCUUACUAUGGCCGGCAAGACAACGAGCUCGCAGUGGCUUGGUUGUAUCUCACCUGUGUAGACAUAUCUUUGGACGUGGAUUUGCACCGGAAUGGCAAAGUGAAGAGCAAAGGGAAAGACAAGGCCAAGUGGACGUGGGGUCCAGAUGGUCAAGGUGCUGUGCUGCUGGUCAACUGUGACAGGGACAGCCCUGGCAUGGGGAACCCAGACAGCAGUGAGGUGGCCAUACGGACCACAGCAGACCUUCAGGACAUGUCUGUCAUGGUGCUGAGGACACAAGGUCCCAGGGCGAUCUUUGAUGACUACCAGGUGGUGCUGCACCUCCCUGAGAGGGAUGCUGAUAAAGUGAGGGUUUUCCAUGCUGUCCAGAGUGACUCACAGCCCAGCUACAAACCCGUGCUAGGGCCAGACAAGCUCUCCUACGUGCUGGACCACGUUGGCAGUGGAGAAAACACCUUCUAUGUUGAAGGACUGGCUUUCCCUGAUGAGGGCUUCUCUGGGUUGGUUUCCUUCAGUGCCAGCUUGCUGGAGAUCACCCAUAAGAAUGCCCCAGGAACCCCCAUUUUCACCGAUACAGUGGUUUUCCGUGUGGCACCCUGGAUAAUGACACCCAACACCCAGCUGCCUUUGGAGGUUUUUGUCUGCAGCAUCCGGAAGGGCCCAGAUCCCAACCAAGUCUUUCUGGAAGACCUCCAGGUCCUGCUGAGGAAAACCAACUGCAAGCUGACUAUCUGCUCAGAGAUGGAAACCCGGAGUGACCGCUGGAUCCAGGACGAGCUGGAGUUUGGCUACGUGGAAGCCCCACACAAGACCUUCCCUGUUGUCUUUGACUCACCCAGGAACAGAGGCUUGAAGGAUUUUGCUUUUAAAAAGAUCCUGGGCCCUGAUUUUGGCUAUGUGACCCGUGAGCCCCCUGGGACAGAAGUCACCAGCCUGGACUCCUUUGGCAACCUGGAUGUCAGCCCCCCCGUGACGGUGCGGGGGAAGGAGUAUCCCCUGGGCCGCAUCCUGAUCGGCAGCCCCUUGCCCUGGGCCUCUGGCCGGAGGAUGUCAAAGGCUGUCAGGAAUUUCCUUUAUGCCCAGAAAGUGCAGGCACCAGUGGAGGUCUACUCGGAGUGGCUGACUGUGGGCCACGUGGAUGAAUUCCUCACCUUUGUCCCUGCUUAUGAUAGGAAGGGCUUCAGGCUCCUCUUGGCCAGCCCCAGCGCCUGCUACAAGCUCUUCACAGAGAAGCAGAGGCAGGGCCAUGGUGAAGCCUCGCAGCUUGUUGGUGAAAAGGGCACAGAGAGGAGAAGCAUUGAUGACAUCCUGGCAGAUGAGUCACUGAGGAAGGACAACAGGCACGUGCAGCACUGCAUUGACUGGAACCGAGACCUCCUGAAGGAGGAGCUGGGGCUGAGCGAGCCGGACAUCAUCGACAUCCCCCAGCUCUUCAUCUGCAAUGGCUCCCGAGCAGACGCCUUCUUCCCAGACAUGGUGAACAUGCUGGUGCUGGGCAAGCACUUGGGGAUCCCCAAGCCCUUUGGCCCCCAGGUGGGUGGGCGGUGCUGCCUGGAGGAGCGGGUGCGGGAGCUGCUGGAGCCCCUGGGCCUCACCUGCACCUUCAUUGAUGAUUACUUCUCCUACCACCUCCUCUCCGGGGAGGUUCACUGCGGCACCAACGUCCGCCGGAAGCCCUUCGCCUUCAAGUGGUGGCACAUGGUGCCUUGA
Messenger RNA from Calypte anna (Anna's hummingbird), 1986 nucleotides. Its product is annotated as protein-arginine deiminase type-1. The transcript is spliced from 16 exons. The record is from RefSeq and is a predicted model, not a curated record. Gene Ontology annotation, molecular function: protein-arginine deiminase activity; calcium ion binding. Gene Ontology annotation, cellular component: cytoplasm. NCBI's taxonomy places the organism in Eukaryota, Metazoa, Chordata, Aves, Apodiformes, Trochilidae. Bases 1 to 1986 code for a protein of 661 amino acids.